Gambusia affinis (western mosquitofish) is the source of this 1304-nucleotide messenger RNA. It is a transcript of the gene sebox, whose product is annotated as SEBOX homeobox. Gene Ontology annotation, biological process: regulation of transcription by RNA polymerase II. Bases 654 to 986 code for a protein of 110 amino acids. The record is from RefSeq and is a predicted model, not a curated record. Lineage: Eukaryota; Metazoa; Chordata; Actinopteri; Cyprinodontiformes; Poeciliidae. Gene Ontology annotation, molecular function: DNA-binding transcription factor activity, RNA polymerase II-specific; RNA polymerase II cis-regulatory region sequence-specific DNA binding. The transcript has 2 exons. Gene Ontology annotation, cellular component: nucleus.
AUUUGAAGAAAAAAUUUAAUGCAGUAAAGAUGAAAAAAUAUAAAGUUUUAAAAGAUGUAUCGCACUGGAAUCUAAAAAUAAAAUCUGCAUCGUCAAUUUAAAUAUGCCUCAAUCAAGUUCAAAAAUAUUAAGAAUGUUCUGAUACUUGACAUAUACUCUGAAAUGAGGUAUAUUUAUAUGAUGGCAUGAUGUCAUGUUGAUCCCAAAGAUUAUCAGGAGUCUUAAUCUGGGACUUGUUUGUGGGAAAUGGGGGUGUUCAGAGUUUACUAGAUUAAAAAACCCCAUGACCUACUUGGAGAAAAAUAUUCAACAUUUGGUAAAAAUAAAGAUUUUAUUUUAGCAUCAAACUGAAUUUUUUGGUCAACAAAAAGGGAAUAAUAUUGGGGUUAAAAACAUGCAUUCUUUUAAUUGAAUUCCCUGAUAGUUUAUUGAACAAAGCUGCAGAGCUGUGUAAAUACGAUGAAGACAUCUUGGUGUGACAUGAAAACCUGCCUGUCAAUAACUGAGGAUUAUCGAGGUCCGUGGAACACCUUCAUCUGCAGAAACCCGUAUAAUCUGGAGCAGGAUAUAACAAGCUCCCGACUCCUCCUCAUCGUCAGCCUCUGCGGACGCAGCGCAGCAGAAGUUUGUGUCUCUGAGUGGAUGAAGAAGCGAUGGCCGUGUUUUUGGACUCUGAGUUCCCUCUGAUCAAGCAGAAGUCGCAGAAGGAGCUGGUGGAUCUGAAGAUGCUGUUUGGAGAACAGGAGGCCUGCAAAGAUGGUCGGAGUGAGAGCACGGCGUCCUCCCAGGAGACAGACAGAUGCCCCGCUUUGAUGGAGGGCCAGAGGAAAAGGAAGAGGACCAUAUUCAGUCGAGCCCAGCUGUCUGAGCUGGAGCAGGCCUUCGCUGUGACUCCAUACCCGGACAUCACCCUCAGGGAGAGGCUGGCUGCACACACACACCUGCCAGAGAGCAAGAUACAGGUGAGAUUCAGUCUCCAACUUUAACAAAUCAGAUUGUUGUACACUAGCUGUUAGAGAGGAGCUAAAAUGCUCAUUACAUGCUAAAAAGGGUAUUUGGGCUGUAGUUCAUGUUAUGGAUUUAUUUAUAUUAAUCAAUUCCUGGCCUGAUUAUCUUAGCUGCAUGUCUUCUCUCUCUUUCAUUACCCAUUUCCUGUCUAACUACUCUCAAAUAAAGGCUGCCUGAGCCAAAAUAACCCUAUAGAAAUAUUGUUUGUUAGUUUACUAAAUGAUUUGAGUAAGACUAACUUAAACCCAAUUGAAUUCCUUGUUACCAAUUGUAGCAAUUCAAUUAAGUUGGUUCAA